Messenger RNA from Capsicum annuum, 1761 nucleotides. RefSeq names its product transcription factor MYC2. NCBI's taxonomy places the organism in Eukaryota, Viridiplantae, Streptophyta, Magnoliopsida, Solanales, Solanaceae. The transcript has a single exon. Gene Ontology annotation, biological process: regulation of DNA-templated transcription. The record is from RefSeq and is a predicted model, not a curated record. Gene Ontology annotation, molecular function: protein dimerization activity; transcription cis-regulatory region binding; DNA-binding transcription factor activity. Gene Ontology annotation, cellular component: nucleus. The coding region runs from base 126 to 1574 and encodes 482 amino acids.
UAACUGUUUGUCUUGUCACUUUACUUCAUUAGCUAGCUUUCAUCUUCAUCUUCUCCUUUAUUUUCCUCACCAGCGUCACAUCUUGACAAAAAGAGAAGAAGUUAUCAAAAAAAAGAAAAAAGAAAAUGGAUGAACUAAUUGUUUCUUCAUCUUCAUCAUCAUCAUCAUUUUUCAUACCAUCCUUACUUUCUCAAGGAAACCAAACAUCAUCAACCCUUCAACAAAUGCUUCAACACAUUCUCAAGAUUCAAACAGAUUCUUGGGCAUAUGCAAUUUUCUGGCAGACAUCAAAUGAUGAUGAUGGUAGACUUUUCUUAGCAUGGGGUGACGGUCAUUUCCAUGUUACAAAAGUGAAAAAAGGAGGUGUAGUUUGUGCUAACAAAGCCAGUUCUGUUGAGAGGAAAAAUGUAAUUAAAGGGCUACAAGCUUUGAUUUGUGAGAAUGGUGAUAAUAAUGGUGUAGUGGAGGGAGAUGGUGAUGGUGAUGUCACUGAUGCAGAAUGGUUUUAUGUGAUGUCUUUAGCACAAUCUUUUUCUAUUGGUGAUGGUGUACCUGGUAAAGCAUUUAGUAGUGGUUCUCUUGUGUGGCUAAAUGGUGCACAACAGCUUGAGUUUAGUAAUUGUGAAAGAGCUAAAGAAGCUCAUGUUCAUGGGAUUGAAACUUUGGUAUGUAUUCCUACUUCAACUGGGGUUCUUGAAUUGGGGUCAAGUGAGUUAAUCAAAGAGAAUUGGAAUUUGGUUCAACAAGUCAAGACACUUUUCAACUCAAAUCAAGAAAAUGUUAAUUGUCCGAUUGAUGAAAAAAGCAUUUCUCUUGUAGAUAUUGGUCUACAAGAGAACUACAAUAACAAUACUAGCAGAAAGGCAAAAGCAGCAGGGGAAACGACUACUAUAUUUCAAGAUUCUGACCAAUCUGAUUCCGAUUGUCAAGUACUUAUGGAGAAGCCAAUAGAGAAGAAAACGCCCAAAAAGAGAGGGAGAAAGCCGGGAGCAUCCCGUGAAACGCCUUUGAACCACGUAGAAGCGGAGAGGCAGAGGAGGGAGAAAUUGAACCAUAGAUUCUACGCUUUACGUUCUGUUGUGCCUCAUGUCACAAAAAUGGACAAAGCCUCAUUGCUAUCAGAUGCUGUAGCAUAUAUCAAUGAGUUGAAAUCCAAAGUGGAUGAAUUGAAAGUGCAACUUAGUACCAAACCAAAGAAAAUGAAAAUUGAAUCUAUGGAUAGUACUAAUUUGGACAAUCAUAGUACUACAACAACAACUACUUCUGUGAAUCAAAUUAGGCCAAAUUCAUCAUCAGUAGCAUCAUUUGGAAUACCAAACAAUUUGAAAGUGGAAGUUGAAGUGAAGAUAUUAGGUCCAGAUGCUAUGAUAAGAGUACAAUCUGAAAAUGUAAAUUAUCCAUCAGCAAGAUUGAUGCGUGCACUUCAAGACCUUGAACUACAUGUCCACCAUGCCAGUAUCUCAAGUGUCAAUGACCUUAUGUUACAAGACAUAGUUGUUAAAGUUCCUAUAGGAUUGGGUACUGAAGAUGGAUUAAAAAUUGCACUACUUAGAAGCUUAGAGCAGCAGCAGUAGUAGUAACAUGUUUGAUUAAUUUAUGCAUUAAUGUUGUUUGAUUUAUGUCCAGAUUAAGAUUUUCUUCAGUACUUUUGUGCCUUUUUAUUUUGUAAUAAAUCAUUUCCUUGUUUGAUGAGAUGAUCAAAUCCUUUUGUAUAGCAAAAAUUCUGUCAUGUAAAGAUCUAUAUUAUUGCAUGCUCUUUUA